AGUUUGCCCCCCGGGGCGGCGCCCGGCUCUGGGCGCUCCUCCUGGCGCUCCUGUUGAGCGGAGGGGUGGCGGUGAUGGCGGGGUGCCACGGGGUGCGCUGAGGAACGGACGGACGGACGGACGGACAGACGAGAGCAUCAUGCGCUCCCUGAACAUCACCCCGGAGCAGUUCGCGCAGCUCCUGCGGGACAACAACGUGACACGAGAGCAGUUCAUCGCCCUGUACGGACUGCAGCCGCUUGUGUACGUCCCGGAGCUGCCGGGCCGCACCAAGGUGGCUUUCGUUCUCAUCUGCGUGCUCAUCUUCGCCCUCGCCCUUUUCGGCAACUGCCUGGUGCUCUACGUGGUGACCCGCAGCAGGGCCAUGAGGACCGUCACCAACAUCUUCAUCUGCUCCUUGGCGCUCAGCGACCUCCUCAUCGCUUUCUUCUGCGUCCCCUUCACCAUGCUGCAGAACAUCUCCUCCGAGUGGUUGGGCGGUGCCUUCGCUUGCAAGAUGGUACCAUUUGUUCAAUCCACUGCCAUUGUAACUGAGAUUCUUACAAUGACCUGCAUCGCUGUGGAAAGACACCAGGGAAUUGUGCAUCCACUAAAAAUGAAAUGGCAGUACACCAAUAAAAGGGCUUUCACGAUGCUUGGCAUAGUCUGGUUGCUGGCCAUUAUUGUUGGGUCACCUAUGUGGCAUGUGCAACGGCUUGAGGUUAAAUAUGACUUCCUGUAUGAAAAAGUGCACAUCUGUUGCUUGGAAGAGUGGGCCAGUCCAACUUAUCAGAAGAUAUAUACCACUUUUAUACUUGUUAUACUCUUUCUUUUUCCAUUGAUAUUGAUGCUUUGCUUAUACACUAAAAUUGGUUAUGAACUCUGGAUUAAGAAACGAGUGGGAGAUGCUUCAGUUCUUCAAACUAUUCAUGGGAGUGAAAUGUCUAAAAUAUCAAGGAAGAAGAAGCGAGCAAUUGUUAUGAUGGUGACAGUGGUGUUUCUCUUUGCAGUCUGUUGGGCCCCUUUCCACAUUAUUCACAUGAUGAUGGAAUACAGUAACUUUGAAAAACAGUAUGACGAUGUGACAAUCAAAAUGAUCUUUGCAAUCGUUCAAAUUAUAGGAUUCUUCAAUUCUAUUUGCAACCCUAUUGUGUAUGCUUUCAUGAAUGAGAACUUCAAGAAGAAUUUUCUUUCUGCCAUCUGCUUCUGCAUUGUCAAAGAAAAUACAUCUCCAACCAGGCAACUUGGGAACUCAGGGAUUACUAUGAGGCGGCAGAAGGCAAGUGAUUCUCAGAGAGUUCCCACUGACUCAGAUGAGUCCAGAAGAGAGGCAUUCAGUGAUGGCAACAUUGAAGUGAAGUUCUGUGAUCAACCGUCUUCAAAAAGGAAUUUGAAAAGGCACCUCACUUUGUUCAGCUCUGAGCUUCCUGUGCAUUCUGCAAGCACUCAGUAGCAUUACAAAGGCUUUGAGAAUGGAAUAAAAUGUUCUUUUUUAUAAAACUUUGAACAUGCCAUUUAAAAUAGUUCUCUAAUUUGCAUGCUGAAAUGAAAGGGGGAAAAUAUUUUGAUUAUAGUAAGGUUGGAAUAGUAAUUCAGAAAUUGCAGUAUAUUUUAUAAGGAUGAAGAAAAAGCUUUGGAAAAAUGUUACUGUGAUUUCAAGGAAAAUAUUUUUCCUCCUAAGUUAAUUUAGGGCUUACCUUGCCCUUUGCUUUUAGGUAGAACAAAAACCAGUUGAUUGCCAGUUUAUUCUGUCCAGAUGCUGGCACGCUGCUGGACUGUAUUCAGCUGAAUGCCAGAAGAGAAGCACUAUGGAGAGAGUGCACGCUUUUUAUGGACAGCUUGGGAAGCUCACAUGGGUCCAACAUUGUCUAUAUGAUGUACUAUCUGUGUAGCUCUGAUGAUCGAGAGACUUCAGAUCUGAGUUCAGGGAAAAUGUAGACUGAGGUGAAAUUCUGUUUUGCAGGGAGAGGGAGUCAGCAAUAAUUUGGUUGUGAUGAGAUUUGGGCACAUUUGCAUGUGAAUGUUAUUAGCAGGAAGCAUAUUAGAAAUUAACAAUGCAUGCAUAACUAAUGUGCUGUUUUUUACAGGUUACUUCUUGGGUACAACAUUAAAUUCCAGUGUAUUUCCCUGUAAAAUGCAUUAUUCCUACUGGAGAAUGUGGAACUUCAAAGUGCUGUACAAGUCAAUGGCCUACAGAGGUGUGAUCUGUAGGUGAACUCAGUGUUUACACUUAGUCAUGCUUUGACAAAUAGCUUCUGGGUUGGAGUUGUUGCCACUUCCCAGAGGUAUAUAAGGGCCAGUCCCAGAACUGGUUGGACUCUACAUAAGACCUUCAGUUGAAUACUAUUGUCUUCUGACUAGAUGCUUAUUUGAAGCACAAGCUUUCUCUCUUUCAUCUUACAAGUGUGUUAAUUACUGUGGAAGAACAGGGCUGGUAUUACAGAGUUGAAAUCCAUAUAAAUUAUUAGACAAAAACAAAGCAAAAGCAACAAGAAGCCCCCCUCCCUGCUCCCUCCAGUAAAUAAGUAAAUAAGCAAGCAACCAAACAACCCCAAAAAAACACCCCAAAAACAAAAACCAAGCUUGCUAUCACUGGGUCAAGCUGUGAGACUGGAAAAUCAAAGGAUCCUUAUGAAUGUGGGACUGGAGAAAAAGUGUGAGCAGGUUCCACAAAUAAUGCUUCGAAAUAUGUAAUUUGCUGCUCCAGAGGAGAUUAGGCUGAAUCCUUUAAUGGCCUGUGAGAUGUUGGUGCUUUUUUGUCACCUCUCACUUUCCAUAGACCUUGGUGCUCCCUUGAUGGUGACUUAAGUUUCUUUGAUAUUGCUGCUUAUGUUUCAUUGUCAGUUGAGAUUUAAGUUUCUCAUGAAUCAAUCGGAACUAAACUGGUCCUUAUGUAAUAUUUACAAAUGUUUGGAUAAUGCGUUCUGAUGCUGGUUUGUGAUGUACUCUUUAUUUAAAUUUCUAUUUAUUAUAUUGUAUAUGACAUACUUAACUACAAUUAUAGAGGAAGAUUCCCAGCUUGAUCUGGCAGCCAGGAAUUAAGAGCGCUCUUACCCAGUCUAGCUCAUGUAUUAGAUAAAAUGCUGAUAUCAGAGAGCUGUAUCUGGGUAAAACAGGAUGAGUGAAAUCAUUUAGUUUCAGUCAUACAAAGGUGCCCUUUUGCAUUACCUUUGAAUGAUGCUGGUAAAUGGCUGCAGCAGAUUUUGCCUGUGAUUACAACUGUGAUUGCCUUUGCUUUUCUGUCUUAGUUGUCUUUCAGGAGACAGGUCUUUAGUUAAGUUCCCUGCCCUGAAGAACAGGGGCUCAGGAAGGUCAAUUAUGACAGCUUUCCUCAGUUGAUGCAAAAUUUAUCUGGCUGAUGAUAAUCAUUUGGUUUGACAGAUCUGCAAAAAGCACUUUAUUUUAAGCUUUUAUUUUUGUACUGCUAAUUUCAGUAAUGUAGUUCAACAGCAAAGGUGAUAGCUGUUUUACAAAGCUUCCAGGUAUUGUAUAUGUUUGCUUUGUCUGACCUGUUUGUUCUGUUGUUUGAUAAAAACUAUGUCCACAAGUGACUGUAUUAGCUUUUUUUCAUUAAAACUCCAUUUUGGCAUUUCUUGGAGCAUCUU
Coturnix japonica (Japanese quail) is the source of this 3584-nucleotide messenger RNA. RefSeq names its product pyroglutamylated RFamide peptide receptor (gene QRFPR). Gene Ontology annotation, biological process: G protein-coupled receptor signaling pathway; cellular response to hormone stimulus. Lineage: Eukaryota; Metazoa; Chordata; Aves; Galliformes; Phasianidae. The record is from RefSeq and is a predicted model, not a curated record. Gene Ontology annotation, cellular component: plasma membrane. Gene Ontology annotation, molecular function: neuropeptide Y receptor activity; peptide binding.